CCGAGGAGAGGGGGUUUUUUCCCGCCUUGCCUCUCGCUUUGGGGGUCUCCGUGAAACAGAACUCGCCACCUCCGAGUUAGUGUCUGGGGAAGAAGGGAGAGAUCUGAGACUGGUUUCUCAAGAAAGACCAAGGAAGAACUGCCAGAGGAAGGGCGGGUGUGUCCCAGCCUUUUGGAACCUCAGAAAAGGAACACGAAAUAGUAGCACACCACCACCACUUUCCAAGUAAAAGUUACAUCCUGUCCCAGAUGGUGGGUCUGCAGCAACGGUUUAAACCUGAGUUCCCCUGGCCCUCAAGCCGAGACUUUGUAUCCAGAACCUCCGUUCCUUCACCUCUUUCUCUUUGGUGCAACCAAACUUUCGGAAUCACAGCGGUUGAGAAAAUUCCCUUCUUGAUGUGUCAAUAACUAAUCAACUUCAUUGGCAGCUUUGAAAAAAAAAUUUUGUAACACACGUGGCUCACGUAUUUGAAGUUUAGCCUUAUGGGGAGCUUUAAUGUGGUGACUUUGACCUGCAACUUGAAAGACAGACGUUCCACACUUGAUGCUCCGUUAGUUGUGGAAGAAAAUAAAAAGCAUAUCACCUCAUAAAACAAAGGUUCCAUUGCCCUAGGAAAGAGCUCACGUUUAAGGCGGGUCUGAGGCGUGCCAGAACAGUCUCCUCCCUCCACCUUCUUCCUCCUUUCUCCAAAGGGCUAGGCACCCUCCUCCCCCAGACGGCUGCUGGAUCCGGAGAAGCAGCGGGGAGUUCUGCUACCCAAAGCUUUCUACAUUCCUGGCUGUCUGCUUCGGCUGCUGAAGGGCUGCCUUCUAUCGGGAAAAGAAAGGGACUUCAAACCUUUCAUAUAACGUCCUCUCCUAGGAAAUUAUUGAGCACAGGAAGAUUGUAUUCAUGUAUUACUUGUGCAAAAAGCAUAGUAUAGUCCAGACUCCAGAUCAAAAGCUGCUGUUGCUCAGAGAGAAAGAGAGCCAUCAGAUGCCAGAGCCCUUCAGCCUCCUCCCACCUAGCCCCCACUCCCAGGAAUAAAGAUGGCUGCUGACCCAGUAGAAGACAAUUGCAUCAGCUUUGUGGAAAUGAAAUUUAUUAACAAUACACUUUACUUUGUAGCUGAAAGUGAUGAAGACCUGGAAUCAGAUUACUUUGGCAAGCUUGAACCUAAGUUCUCAGUCAUACGAAAUUUGAAUGACCAAGUUCUCUUCAUUAACCAGGAAAGUCAACCCGUCUUUGAGGAUAUGCCUGAUUCUGACUGUUCAGAUAAUGCACCCCAGACCAUAUUUAUCAUAUGUAUGUAUAAAGACAGCCUCACUAGAGGUCUGGCAGUAACCAUCUCUGUGCACUGUAAGAAAAUUUUUACCCUCUCCUGUAAGAACGAAAUUCUUUCCUUUAAGGAAAUGAGUCCUCCUGAUAACAUUGAUGAUGAAGGAAGUGACAUCAUAUUCUUUCAGAGAAGUGUUCCAGGACAUGAUGAUAAGAUACAGUUUGAGUCUUCAUUGUACAAAGGAUACUUUCUAGCCUGUAAAAAAGAGAAUGACCUUUUCAAACUCAUUUUGAAAAAAAAGGAUGAAAAUGGAGAUAAAUCUGUAAUGUUCACUGUUCAAAACAAGAACUAGAUAUUAAAAUUGCAUAAUUUGAACUUUCUGAGUUUUUGUGUUUCAAAAGGGUUAUGAGUUCGAACCUACAAUUAUAAUGAUGAAAUAAAAUGAAUACUGAUCUCAAAAAAUACUACUGAGAAAUGAAUAAUAAGCUUUCAUGAAAUUGAAUGGACUUCCUCCUAUCCAGGUGAAUACAAUAUUUGUAUAAUGUAAAAAGAAUGCAUAGUUUGAAAACACAUUCUACAGUGUUAAUGGAAAGUAGAUUAUAUUCAAUAGAAGUGUUUUGAAUAUUUUGGGUUAUUGGUCCUAAUGAUGAAUAAAACUGAUAUUUGAAUUUUCUAGUUUUUAAGAAAAUAAUUAAAUCCUUAAAGAUUUCAAGCUAUAAACAGUGAUUCACCAUGUAGUCUUAAUCUAUUACCUCAUGCUUUGCCUUUUUGUUUGAAAAACUAUUCCAACCUCUCUCCAAAUAUACUUCACAGAGAUGUUGUGAGAAAUCAUAUGACUUUCUGGAAAUUGCUUUCAAUUACUAUAAAGUUGCAGAGAAAGAUUAUGUGUAAAGCAAAAUUACAUAAGCAUUUGUGUGAGGGAAUAAACAAGGAAGAGUAUUUCAGUUCAAGAAUUAAUGCUUUGACUCAAGUUAUGAAUAAAAGGUAUCAUAGUUACUGGAAAUUUUUUUUUAAAACCUUAAAGAUUUUAUAAAGAGACCACUUCACUUGACUAAUUUUUUUUU
Messenger RNA from Globicephala melas (long-finned pilot whale), 2322 nucleotides. NCBI's taxonomy places the organism in Eukaryota, Metazoa, Chordata, Mammalia, Artiodactyla, Delphinidae. The record is from RefSeq and is a predicted model, not a curated record.